AGAAGUUCUGAAAGUCAUACCUAAAAGGUAAAAGGGAUCACUGCUCAACUGUGGUGAUCCAAUAUGCAGUUUGCAAGUGCUACUUGCCAGCAAAGCUUACUGAUGCUCUACCUCCAUCAUCUGGUAAUGAAGAGAGCCUAUCUUGUUUAUGUCCACAUCUGCUGGUGAGGAAGACUUAUUUCUAACUUGCUGAAAAACAGCUUAGAUCAGUAUGGACCAGCUUGAAUUCCAAUACGGUCUGUUUUUAGAUGAGCAAUGCUAUCCUGUGAUAAUAAUAGUAAUAUCGCUCUAAAAAACAAAAUUCAUUUGUCUCGUGUAACAUGUCAAUAUAAAGUUGCACUAAUGGAAGAAUCUCAGAACAAUGCGUCCAGGUCAUAUAUUUCACGUGUUAUUUAUUUAUUUAAAUUAUAAACGACUAAAUAAAUAAAUAUAAAUAGACGAUAAAUAGUCGGGGUCUCCUACAGGCCUAUAGGGUAUCUUUUUUUUUUUUUUUUUUUUUUUUUUUUAAGAAUUGCUGAGGGCAAGGCGAUGAAUUUAAUCAAAAUUGUUUUAAUUUAAAAAAUCUCAAUUGUCCUGCAUUUUUAUCCAUUAAUAUAUUUUUCCUUUUUUUUUUCCGCGGUGAAAUAUCACCGGACACGUAUUGACAGGCUUUAUAAGAUUCGCCCGAACAUCCUUUAUGGAGACAGCGGCAACACAGCUGUUGUCUGACGAAUCCGGAGCGCUUUCAUCAGCAGUCUCCAGUGUCGGCAUUGGUUCUCCUUCAUCCAGACUCAAAACGAGCAGCAGCAGAGGCACAAACAUGUCUGUCUAGAGCUCCGACACCAUAUUUAUCGUCCUGUUAUGUCGGGUUUAGGAUGAUAUGGGUUCGGUGGAAAAUGUGACAGUUGUCCGCGGGCAUCAUGAGGAUAUUAACGGCGUCCGGGCUCUUCCUGGCCUUUUGUUCUAUCUGGCUCUUGACCAUGGCCAUCAGCACAGACUAUUGGUACGAAACAGAUGCGCGGAAACACCGGGACCGAUGCAAAAAAUACGCCAGCAAGAGAAAUGACCCAGGAUACAUAUAUAUUUCCAACCAAAACCUCCCCCUCCGGAUGCGACCGAAAGCGGCUGGUGUGAGUCAGUCUGAGCCCGGAGCUCCUCUGCGGGAAUCCCUGCACCCUGCGCCCGUCAUGGAAUCACGCUGCAGCCGCCGCUACAACUCAACCACAACCGGACUGUGGAGGAAAUGCCAUCGAGAAGGGUUCGAUCUGGAGAACGAGGAUCUGAUUUUUAAAGGUUUGCUGCAACGCUGCACGCCGGUGAAGUAUUACUAUUCCUCAGUGAAUAUCCCUCGAAAUCUGCCAGUGAACAUCACCAAGACUAUAAGACAAGAUGAAUGGCAUGCUCUCCAUUUGCAGCGGAUGACUGCAGGUUUUAUCGGUAUGGCUGUAGCCAUCAUUUUGUUUGGCUGGAUCGUUGGAUUGCUGGGCUGCUGGAAGCACAACGAGUUGAUGCAGUAUGUAGCGGGACUGCUCUUCCUGAUGGGAGGCACCUGCUGCAUCAUUUCUUUGUGCACAUGUGUGGCUGGUAUUAAUUUCGAGCUCUCGCGGUACCCACGCUACCUGUAUGGCCUGCCGGAGGACAUCAGUCACGGGUACGGCUGGUCCAUGUUCAGUGCGUGGGGCGGUCUGGGUCUGACACUGCUGGCUGGGUUUCUGUGCACACUAGCGCCCUCUCUGCACAGUCCCCAGACCACCACCACCACCACACACAAACCACGACAGGAGAACGGCAUGGUGUGACGCUCGCACACUCCCACCAUAUGCGCAGAUACGUUAGCACAGACAUGUCAUACUGAUGUAGACAAAUGUCUUUACAUGUCAGAGAAAAAUGGCAAAUAAACAGUCACAUACACAGCAGACAUUGUGCAGACUAUAAUAGGAUGGUGAAAAUAAAUAAUGACCUAGAGUGCAGCUGAGCUAAACUUACUGUUGUUGAAGGAAAAACUGCACUGCACUGCACUGCACUGCAAAAAAAAAAAAAAAAAAAAAAAAAUCCUAUUCAGUAUUAUUGUCUUAUUU
This is a messenger RNA of Megalobrama amblycephala (Wuchang bream), 2057 nucleotides long. It is a transcript of the gene tmem276a, whose product is annotated as transmembrane protein 276a. The coding region runs from base 900 to 1778 and encodes 292 amino acids. The transcript has 4 exons. Gene Ontology annotation, cellular component: membrane. The record is from RefSeq and is a predicted model, not a curated record. NCBI's taxonomy places the organism in Eukaryota, Metazoa, Chordata, Actinopteri, Cypriniformes, Xenocyprididae.